Molecule: messenger RNA, 960 nt
Organism: Pistacia vera
Lineage: Eukaryota; Viridiplantae; Streptophyta; Magnoliopsida; Sapindales; Anacardiaceae
Product: protein terminal ear1-like
Exons: 3
Coding region: 1-960 (319 amino acids)
Source: RefSeq, a predicted model, not a curated record
AUGGCUACUCCCCCACAAUCGACAAACCCUAAACCACUGAACCCACUUGCACCUCCCUUCGAACCGCCAAAAAUACCUGAAACUCAACCCAACUUGCUUCCAAAUUUCUUCGUCUUACCCAAUGAGACCUUUCAACAGCCCCUGCAGACUCCGGUAGAACAAGCGAUGACGCGUCGGCUUCUACACCUCCCUGUGGUGACUUAUCAUCCUACACCAGUUUGGUCAUCUUAUCAUUAUAAAGUUGAGAGUUAUGAUGCAUACUCGUUUCUGCAACGCGACUUUACACCAUAUCUCAUGACUGGUGUAGACGAAAAUGUUAGGUGUAAAACGGGGCCGCCGGAGGUGAAUGUUUCUGCAAACGAAUAUGGUUUUCUGGAGUGUAACGAGAACAGAAACACUGCUCAAAUAAAAAAAAGGUUCGUCUCCCGGUGGUGGAGGGGACCAAAAAAGGGUACUUCGACGAAGUGGGCACCUAAGCUUGGUUUGAAGAGUGAUGAUUGUGAUCUACAUAGCGUUCGAUCUCCACCCAGUGACCACGAUUUGCGGCUUGGUGGGAAAACGUCUUUGAUGAUAAAAAACAUUCCUAACCAGUUUCAGUUUCGCGCCAAUCUCGGAUAUGCUUUCGUCAAUUUUACGACUCCUGUUGCUGCAGUAAGGUUCUCUACAGCCUUCCACCAACAUGAAUGGCUGGGUCAGGUUCCUGGUGUUUCAAGGAAGAAAAUAUGUGAAAUAACCUGUGCUUUCAUCCAGGGGAAAGGAGCUUUGAAGAAUCAUUUCGAGCGCUCCAAGUUCCCGUGUCACACCAAUGGUUACUUGCCUGUUGUCCUGUCACCUCCACGUGACGGUUCAAAUCGUAGCAGGCCAACCCUUGUUGGCAGGCGUACAGGUGUUGCAGCACCGCCGCCUGUCAAUCGUAGAAAUUUUUUGUUGAGGAUGGCGAAAAAAGAACGUUCUGAUUAA